AUGGAAAAGUCGGGGACCCUGCGGGCGCGCCUGCAGGGGCACAGCGCGGGCAAAGACGCAGCGCACAGGUCUGUGGAGAUCACAAAUCGCAAGGCCUGGGUUGCCGUGGCAGCGGUGGCAGUGGUGGCAGAAGCCGGUCUGGCCUGCCGGCGGGCGCGGAACACUCCUGCAGUCCGAGUCCCUCGAGGACCUCGCCGCGGCGGGCGGGCCAGCGCCAUGGCCGCCAACUGGUUCACGGGCGCUCCCUUCGGGGUGCAGAGCCACAGGUUUGACGUCUCUGCUGUCUAUCCCAACUAGAAGAAGGUCAGCACCUUCAGGGAGGCCCCGUACUCCAGGGUUUACUCUGUGGACGCGUCCCACAUAAGACCUGGGACCUAUGGCUGCAAGGACACCUGCUUCAGCACCAAGAAGUUGAAGAAGGAGGUGGGCACAGGCUGCGCCAAGGCCCAGGAAGCCACCCGGCUGACGCAGCUGGCCCACUUCCAGUACCGGGCCAUCCUGAAAGAGAAGCGGCAGCAGAAGGAAGAGCUGGGGCCUGGCUCCUACAACUCCAAAGACUUCUUAGAAGAGUUGCAGGAACCGGGCAGCACCCAGGGGCUGCUCAGCUCUGGGGAGUUUCACUUCCGAGGACUCGUUGAGAACUACUAUCUAGGCCCUGGAAAUUAUGGGGAGAAGGGCAACCCAUACACGAAGCUGGAGGAGGGUGCCUGGAACUGGUCUCCUUCCAAGGGCCUCAGGUGCAGGAUGACCAACAAACCGCCCCCCUUGGCUCAUCAGAGUGGCAUCGAGGCGUACCUGGCACGAUCCAUGGGCACCCGCGUCCUCUAUGACACUUUCUCUUGUGACCGAAGCAAGCCCCAGCCUUAUGGACAUUACUCUGUGCAGAAAAAACGGCCCAGGGAACUGAUGAAUUUCAAGAGCUUCGUGGAAGAACUUAACUCAUGUCACAAUAAGAAGCGUGGACAUGGAGUUUUUUCAAAAGUUCUCCGCAACCCGGAAGCCCCUCCAGAAAGAAUUUAUUGGGCCACCCUUAGCCAGUGUCCCCCAAAACUAGUCACGUCUGGUCCCAGUAAGUGGCUUCCUCCGGAGAAGGAAUGCAAACACAUCAACCAACCACCAUUCCUGCUGUCUCCCAAGCGGAUAGGCAUAAAGGCCUCCCAGAUGAUUCUGGGGACCUGGCGUUCUGGAGGGGAAAGAAUCACACCUUUUACUAGGGGGAAGUGCCCUCCAACUGUGGAUUACAAUUCAGAUCCUAUUCCUUAA
Messenger RNA from Kogia breviceps (pygmy sperm whale), 1263 nucleotides. RefSeq names its product ciliary microtubule associated protein 2 (gene CIMAP2). The record is from RefSeq and is a predicted model, not a curated record. NCBI's taxonomy places the organism in Eukaryota, Metazoa, Chordata, Mammalia, Artiodactyla, Physeteridae.